This is a messenger RNA of Mesorhabditis spiculigera, 798 nucleotides long. The record is from the annotation of a GenBank genome assembly. NCBI's taxonomy places the organism in Eukaryota, Metazoa, Nematoda, Chromadorea, Rhabditida, Rhabditidae.
AUGGCGGCGCCGGGUGGCGAUCAGCUAAUCACUUUUCGAUAUCAGCUUUCCUGCGAGGCGGAUUUGCGCGUGCAGCGCCAGGGCAUCGACACGACGUUCAUCACGGCGCACGGGCUUCUCGGAUAUGAAUGGCACCUCACCUGGGGCCGUGAUCGUUUCGCCUUCCCGCCACGCCACAACCGCCGAUGGCUGCUGGACCUGCGCAGCCGUCGUUCUUGGUCUCGCCGCCUGCCCCGCCCCCGGCAGAUCAUCUACAUCUUAAGGGCCGUGGGUGCUCACGGGGACGAACUGAUGGCACCGGCCCGGUCAAGCGCGGCGAUCGGUCCCAGCAACACCAUGGACGACCUGAUAUUGAGUCUCGACGAGGAAACGUCGCGCGUGCCCCAGAGGCUGCAGAAGCUUCGAGAGCUGAUACCUAGCCGCACCCCGUUCUCCAUCGAGCUGACCCUGUUGGUGACGUUGCCGGCUUCAGAUUUCACGGCCCCUCCUGAGCCCAAAUCCAUCCGUCCGCCCCCGAAUGGCGACUUCCGCUUCCGAUCACUGCUGGACACAUCCCUGCACGACUUCACGAUCCGCUGCCUGGACGGGGUGGUGACGGCGACGCGCGAAUCGCUCUACCAGGCCUCCAUUCAUUUUCGAGAUUUCUUCGAGACACAGCGCGACGUGGUGGUGACGGCCGAAAAUGCGAACUGUCUGCCCGUCAAGCAGUCCCUUCAAUUCCUCCUCACCGGCACAUUCGAGCACGACGGCGAGAUGUCGCCCGCCCACGCCCGCCAGCUCUUUGACGUCUCCAGAAAG